AUGGGUUGCGGCAGUUCCGCUUCAGCUCCCUAUCAAAGUCACCCUGGGGUCAAGACUUUGGAGGGCCAGGGCGGCCAGGUUCAGGGGCAAGGGCCUAGCCACUUCAGGAAUGGGCAAGAACCUGGCGAGGUGCCAGUCAUCGCCACCCAGGUCUCAGCGCGAGCCCUGCAGGUCCUGGCCGCAGACCUGCGCCCGGACGCUUCCGUCCCGCGGAUGGCCACGGCCACGGCGCACCACGCUCCGGGCUUGCGACAGAGUGCAGCGCCACGGCAUCCACGGCACCGGGUCUCAGUGGCCUCAAGUGACUCAGAAGGGCCCUGGGAUAAGGACGACCUGAGCUAUGGACCCAGUUUUGGGCCCGAGGAACUGCAACCUGCUGAUCUGAUCCAGAUUCAACAGCUGCCCGUGCAGCCGAAUUCCUACUAUGUUGGAGGUGUCCUUGCCAAAACGGAUAACUGCCAGAUCCACUUGGGCGCAAGCUACAGCAGCAAAACUAAGGUCAUUGUGAAGAGAGUCUCCAGGGAGGGAUCAGCUCAACCCUUUCAGACUCAUGUGAAUGAGGUGCGCUGCCUCUUGAGAUUGCAACAUGAUCGUAUUGUGAAAUUGUUGGGAGUUUCGCUGUCACCCGAUCAUUUCCUGGACAUUAUCCUGGAGUACUGCCCCAUGGGAGCUUUGCGGAACUACGUGAAGGAAAAUGAAGAGCCUAAACGUUUGCUCCAACUGCUGUGCGACACGGCAGAAGCUUUGGCCUUUAUGCAUGGCCAGUGGUUUGCGCAUUUGGAUGUGAAGCCCCACAACAUCUUGGUGCAGGAGGGCGAGGUUCCCCGCGCCAAGCUGUGUGAUUUCGGCACGGCCACCCGCAUCGGAGCCUCCGGCUGCCUCUGUGGCCUCAUGGGGACUCCCGGCUACCGGGCCCCUGAGAUUGAAGAACGCAGUGAGUUCAAUGCCUACAAGGCAGAUGUGUGGUCCCUGGGAAAAGUGGCAGAGUUCGUCGAGACGAGUUGUGGUCGCCCCUUGGGCGUGUACCGGGAACUGCUGGAGACCCGUCCGGGGUUGGCAGACGCUCCGGCACCAGCACAAAAGGGGCCGCAGAAGCGGGCUCGAGUGCAAUCGCCUGCAAAGCGCAAGGAGGGGACCAAAGAGACCUCGAGCUCGAGCUCUGCAGCAUCGCCCACCGGAGCUGCGAGCCCGCCAUCUGCUCCAAAGAAAUUUCCAGCCAGAAUGAUGAUUUGCUGGUUGUUGUUCGGGUGCCGACUGGUGUGCCAAGCAAAUCGAAUUUUGCUGGGUGCCCUGCUCCCAGCGAUUCGCCAGGAACUGACGCUCAGCGAUGCGGAGGCUGGAUCUUUGCUGUCGGCCUUUGCAUCAGGCUAUAUGUUCACGCAGAUCUUGGGCGGUGCCUUGGCAGAUUUGCUUGGAGGAAAAUGGAUCUUACAGCUUGCAAUCACUGCUGUGAGUCUGGGCUCCCUGGUAGCCCCCGUGGCACUGCAGCAGGGCCUUUGGCCAGCUUAUUGUACAUAUUUCUUCAUGGGCAUCUUUGAGGGCCCAUCAUUUCCAACGGCUGGUUCUAUGCUCUCCAAGUGGAUUCCGGCCCGAGAGCGUUCCCUCUCAUCUUCCCUGGCAGACACCGGUGGCUCCAUUGGAGGUUUGUUGGCCCUUGCGGCUGGACCUGUAGUAGCCAGCUAUCUGGGAUGGAAGGCCUGUUUUGUGAUUUUCGGGAUGCUAUCCAUUACGUUUUGCUCAGCUUGGCUGUGUUUGGCGAGCAGCUCACCAGCUCAAAGUUCUUGGGUCUCGAAGCAGGAACUGAAGAUGCUGAUCGAUGAGGGUGUGGUGGAGAAAGCUACGAAGCAAAGGCCGAGUCCAGUGGCAUCCGGGACUUUUCCUGCUGUGCCCUGGCGGAUCUUCAUCUCACCUCCCGUCCUGGCCGUGUGCUACGCGCACUCCGUGUUCAACUUUGGCAGGUACUUCCUCUAUGGCUGGAUCCCAACAUUCUACAGCCAGGUCUUAGAUGUUCCAGCCACAACGGCUGCAGCCUGCAUGACCUGCUUGCAGGUGGCUGAUGCCUAUGUGAAACUCAUUGUGGCGCCUUUUGCUGACAAUCUGGUGAACAGUGGCAGGCUCUCAAUCUUGGGUUUGCGGAGAUUGUUGAGCUGCAGCGCCUUCGUAGGAUUCGGUGCAGGACUGUGCUUCUGUUCCUGCACUCGGUCGCCAGUCCUUGUGACAGCAGCACUUAUGGCGGCGAAGAGCGCUUCCUCCUGUCAUGCGGCUGGCUUCAAAACCAACUAUUUGGACAUCAGCAAGAAACACACUGGAACCAUCUCGGGCGUUGGCAACACCAUGGCCACGUUUGCCAGCACACUGUCGCCCAUGCUUGCUGGAACAGUGAUUCAGGGAAGUGGUUGGAACGCGAUGUUCCUCCUAUGCUUCGCUGUGAAUUUGUCUGGUGCUGUGGUCUUUGGUCUAUUUUCCUCGGCCACAAACUUGGAUCGCAAGGACUGA
Messenger RNA from Cladocopium goreaui, 2496 nucleotides. Lineage: Eukaryota; Dinophyceae; Suessiales; Symbiodiniaceae. The record is from the annotation of a GenBank genome assembly.